AACAAAUCGGCACUUGUAAAAUUUUCAUUUUGAUGGUUAGGAAAGAGGUUUUUUGAAAGAGGAUUAUUACGCAUUCAAAAAUCGCGCUAAAAUAUAGUUAAGAAAAUCUGGCAACGUCGGUAUCGCUUGGGCGGCUUGGGAUAAUUAGCCUUUCAUCUGAGUCUGACCUUAGUCUGACCUUAAUAACAAGAUUCUUCAUCAAUUCAAUCGCAUACUAGAAAUACUUAAAAUAGAAUCAUCAAAACAACUAUUAGUGUGAGUUUGCAGUACCUGUUUUCAUUGACUUUAAUCAAUUUAAUAGGUAGGUAUUUAUAGUCGAAAGUCGAAGGUUUUAAUAAUUCAGUCAAUUUACACACACAUUUAGUUGAUACCACACGACACUCAACUUCAUUGUUUUAUCGACUCAUAAAAAUAGUAUUCCACAAUGAAUACCGAAAAGUUGUAUUUACCUAUUAAACGUGAAUUGUUGGAGUUUUAUGUUUUUUGGGUGGCAAUCCUAUUGUCCAAGUACUUAGUGAUGAUUGCCCAGGUGGGCAUAUCCAGAGCAUACUUCAAGGUACCACUAAAUGAAGAAGAUGGUAAAGUUCUACGAGGUAAAGUACGUGCGCAUGAAGCUGUAGACCGAAAUAGAAGAGCACACCUCAACGAUUUGGAAAAUAUACCGUUCUUCAUCAUCAUUAGUUUCUUGUAUCUACUAACAGAUCCUUCAGUGGGUUCAACUAAACUGAUUAUAAGAAUAUACGUAUUGUCAAGAAUUCUAUAUACGUUUACAUAUACGAUUUUGAAGUCUGCUAUAAGAAUUCCCAUGUUUCAAUUAGGCAUACUUAUAAAUUCAUAUUUAACGCUAAAAGUUAUAUAUCAUUUUAGUUAAUAAAUACUUUUAGUAAAAAAUA
Molecule: messenger RNA, 893 nt
Organism: Diabrotica virgifera virgifera (western corn rootworm)
Lineage: Eukaryota; Metazoa; Arthropoda; Insecta; Coleoptera; Chrysomelidae
Product: microsomal glutathione S-transferase 1-like
Exons: 3
Coding region: 425-871 (148 amino acids)
Cellular component (GO): membrane
Source: RefSeq, a predicted model, not a curated record